Molecule: messenger RNA, 4437 nt
Organism: Ipomoea nil (Japanese morning glory)
Lineage: Eukaryota; Viridiplantae; Streptophyta; Magnoliopsida; Solanales; Convolvulaceae
Exons: 5
Coding region: 1-4437 (1478 amino acids)
Molecular function (GO): RNA-DNA hybrid ribonuclease activity; nucleic acid binding
Source: RefSeq, a predicted model, not a curated record
AUGGAUGUUCAGGCGAUCAUUGCUUCAACUGCGGACAUUAGUUUGGAAGAGGAGGAGCAGGGAGUACGGUUCGAAGAGGAGGUUUUCGGUGGUGCGCAACAGGUAGCGGAACGGCGUUCAUGGUCAUUAGUAGGCCGCUUCCUUACCGACCGGAAUUUGAAGGUGGAUAUAAUGAAGCGUGUGAUGGCUUCAGUAUGGCGUCCGCUUAUGGGGAUUGAGAUUGCAGACGUACUCCCCAAUCUGUAUCUCUUCACUUUCUUCGACGAGGCGGAUAUGCGAAGGGUGGUUGAUGAGGGCCCUUGGGCGUUCGAAAACGCUACGUUUCUAUGCCACGAACUGAAGGCUGAUGAAGACCCGACACAGGUGGUGCUAAAUACCGUAGAAUUCUGGCUGCAGGUUUACGAUAUUCCCCCGGGUUUCCGUACGGUGAAGGUUCUUGAACGAAUUGGAGACUUCGCCGGGGUUUUCUUAAGCUACGAUGAGCGAAAUUUUCAAAGGCCUUGGACUGCGUUUUACCGGGUACGUAUUACUCAUGAUGUCACUACUCCGUUAAAACGACGUAUGAAAAUGAUCUUAAGGGAUGGGACAUGGACUUGGAUUAAUUUUCGUUAUGAGAGGUUGCACAUGUUUUGCUUUUUUUGUGGUAUUAUGGGGCAUACGGACAAGUUCUGCUUAGCGGCUCGUCGGUCUUUAUUAACACCGGAGCAGUUUCCUUUUGGUCCAAGUCUGAGAGCGGGGGGUAACAGUCCGGCAAAGGUGUUGGGCGAGAAGUGGUUUAAGCUGGGGCAAGAGAGGAGGAGGGAGAUUGGGUUUGGAGAUGGUGGUUCGGGACAGCGUGGUAUGGCAGUGGGUGGCCAGGCAGUGGUUGCGGCUGGGGGUAGGGCAGUGGGGUUGGGUGUUGGCGGGCAGAAUGUUUCGGGUGAGGGUGGUGGUGGGCAGCCGGGGUUGGUGAGGGAGGAGGGGGUUGAGGGGGAAAAUGUGGGGGAAGAAGCCCGAGUUUGUGUUUUUUAUGGAGACGAUGGUGGGGGGGAUCAUGCGGAGAGGCUCCGUGUGAAACUGGGGUUUGAGGGGUGUUUUAAGGUGGAUAGCGUGAGACGGAAGGGUGGUCUUUGUUUUCUUUGGCGUCGAAAUAACUGUGCUAGGCUGUUGAACUAUUCCCAGAAUCAUAUUGACUUGGAGGUGUCUUUGCUGAAUGGGCGCCCCUGGAGGCUUACGUGUUUUUAUGGCUACCCGAAUAGGGAUAGAAGGAGAGCUUCAUGGGAUUUCUUAAGGUUACUCAAAGGUGCUCCUGAUUUGCCUUGGGUGGUUUUAGGGGAUUUCAAUGACAUUCUUAUGAAGUCUGAGAAGAGGGGUAGGUUGCCGCAUCCUAAUGGUUUGUUGGAGGGGUUUGGGGAUGCACUGGAUGAUUGUGGCCUAAUGACUUUACCUAUGGUGGGGUACCCAUUUACUUGGGAACGCUUCAAGGGGACAGUGGAUUGGGUGGAGGAGAGGGCGGUGGUGGAGGAUGAGUGGUCUGUUUCGGCUGGGAUGGGCCUCCAGGCUAGGCUUGAGUCAUGUGGCCGGGGGUUGCGGAGAUGUGGGGGAGAGCGUCACCAUAGGUUUGGGAAGCGGAUUGAGGAGAUAAGGAGGGAGAUGGGCACUUUACGGGGCAAGUCUGAUUCAGGCUCCUUGGCUCGUUUUAGGCUCUUGGAUGGCACUCUGGGGUCAGUUCUGGCGCAGGAGGAGGCAUUCUGGAAACAACGGGCUAAGCAGCAUUGGCUACAGGGGGCUGAUAGAAGGAGGAAGAACGGUAUUGAGAAACUGAAAGAUGAGGGGGGUGCCUGGCAUGAGGGUCAGGCUUUGAGUGCUUUGAUAGCUGAUUAUUACAGGAAUGUUUUCACUUCAGGGGGAAGUCCGGGGCCUUUUAAUCUUGACACAUUACAUGCCCGUGUUACACCGCAACAGAAUGAUGAUCUAUUACGACCUUUUCAGCCGGAUGAGGUGCGAGCCGCUUUAUUUGCUAUGGGGAAGGACAAAUCACCGGGACCGGAUGGAAUGAAUCCGGGUUUCUACCAAUCCUUCUGGAAUGUUGUGGGUAAGGAUGUCACUGACUUUGUUAUUGAUUGUCUAUCUUGUGCUUCUUUUCCCCUUGCUUUGAAUGAUGCCAAUAUUGUAUUGAUUCCAAAGAAGUGUAAUCCGGAGUCAGUGUCUGACCUAAGGCCUAUUGCGUUAUGUAAUGUUUUAUAUAAGAUUAUGGCCAAGAUGUUAGCUAACCGAAUGAAGCCGCUUCUGGAGGGUUUAAUUUCUGACUCACAGAGUGCCUUUCUCCCGGGUAGGCUAAUUUCAGACAAUAUCCUUAUUGCUUCCGAGGUUGGUCACUAUCUGAGAAGGAAGCAGUUGGGACAGGUCGGAUGGGCAGCCCUUAAGCUGGACAUGGCUAAGGCGUAUGACAGGAUGGAGUGGCCUUUUGUUAGGCAGAUGCUACUCGGGUUGGGUUUUGAUGAGAGGUGGGUGCAGUUGAUUAUGUUAUGUGUCCAGACAGUACGGUAUAGAGUCCUGGUGAAUGGUUCCCCAACUGAUGAGUACCCACAAGGGGGUGGCCCGGGGGCUCCUCCAAUAUCACACUUGUUUUUUGCAGAUGAUAGCCUCCUGUUCUUUAAAGCUAAUCUGCAGGAAUCCUUGGAGGUGAAGAGAUGUCUUGGUUUUUAUGAGGCUCACUCUGGGCAGGCGGUUAAUUUCAAUAAGUCAAGUGUCUCUUUCAGCCGUAACACUAGCGGAGAUGUCCGGAACCUUGUUGCUCAGACUUUGGGAGUAAGCCAUGCUGAGGAUUUUGGUAAGUAUCUGGGUCUGCCUUCGGUUAUUGGAAGAAAUAGGAAGGUGGUUUUUGCAUAUAUAGAGCAAAAGUUGAAACAAAGGUUUGGCUCUUGGAACAAGCGUUUGUUAUCCAGGGCUGGUAAGGAGGUCUUAUUGAAGAGUGUAGCGCAGGCCAUGCCUACUUACACCAUGAGUAUCUUUUUGUUACCUCUAACUUUAUGCUCUUCUCUCGAAAGAUUAAUGAACAGAUACUGGUGGGGCCGAAAUGACAGGGAGGAUGGUAUCCACUGGUAUGCCUGGGACAGAAUGUGUAAGCCUAAGCAGUAUGGUGGCAUGGGGUUUAAACGCUUGCAUCAGUUUAACUUGGCAUUGCUAGGUAAGCAGGGGUGGCGGUUGCUGACAUGUCCAGACUCUCUUGUAGCCCGGGUCUUUAAGGCAAGGUAUUAUCCUACUACUUCUUUCUUUGAUGCUGUCAUAGGAGGCAAUCCAAGUUAUGUCUGGCGGAGUAUAAUGGCUAGUCAGGAGCUGGUGAAAUCGGGGUGUAAGCGGCGUAUUGGUAACGGCAGAUCCACGCAGAUAGUGCAGUUGCCUGUUAAUUUAGUGCAUGAUGAUGUGUGGUACUGGGAAGGAGAUUUACGGGGCUGCUAUUCGGUAAAGGAGGGUUAUAAGCGGCUUGGGGAAAUCCAUGUACACGGCUCGGCGGUUUGGAACGGAAUUUGGAGGCUAAACAUACCUCCGAAAUGGAAAAAUUUAAUGUGGAGAGCUCUUUCUAAUAUUUUGCCCACGCUUGAUAAUUUAAUUAAAAGACGAGUGGAUUUAUUGAAUAUUUGCCCUGCUUGUGGUUUGUUAGAAGAGAGUAUUAUGCAUAUUUUCUGUACCUGUGAAUAUGCUUCUCGUGUUUGGAUUGCUUCUCAGCUCCCGAAACCCCAGAUUAAUGGUUCUGAUUUUAUGCAUUGGGCAGAGUUAUGGCUGGGUGGUGCGGCUGGUUAUUCACGUGAAACACAGGGGAUGAUGUGCGGUCUCAUUCAUGAGUUGUGGAUGGCUAGGAACUCAACUGUGUGGGAGGCGAAGUUACCUUCCCCUCAGGUGCUGUGCCGGGUCUUUGCAGCGAGAUGGGCUGCGUGGAGUGACUGUGUGGCGAAUAGUCCAGCGCGGCAACCAAGGCAAUUGCACACACCUUCGGCUCAGGGUAUUACAUGCUGUGUGGAUGCUGGUUUUCACGGUCCUGGACAUGCCGCUGCUUUUGGCUUCAUUGUGAGGGAGAAUGGUGUUUUUGUAGCUGCGGUGAAUGGCCCGAUGGUGUGUCCUUACAACCCCCUUAUGGCAGAAACGAUGGCGGUGUGCGAAGCUCUAUCAUGGCUAAAGGAUAACGGCUAUUCGACGGCUAAAGUUUACAGUGACUCUUCAGUUCUUGUUUCAUGUCUAUGUAGCAGUAGCUCAUUUCGUUCCUAUGUUGGUUUUAGUUUGCUUUCAUGUUUUCGUUUACUUUCUUCUAUGCCUGAUUCUCAGAUUAGUUUUAUUUCUAGGGUCGCGAAUCAAGCGGCUCAUUCUUUAGCAAAGCAUGUAAUUGCUAGUUUGUCACGAUCCACGUGGAGGAAUGUUCCACCUCCAUUUAUUUUGCCUGAUAUGGCUAAUGAAAUAUAG